UUCCCGGAGCCGUCCUUUCCCUGAGCCUCGGGACCGGCAGGAGGGAUCUCCGUGUGCGGACCGGGCAGGGACCCCCCCAGAGUGAGAAGAGGGGGUGUACGGACAUCCAAAGGGCUUCAGCCUGCCAUGGGUCCCCGCUCACCCCUGACCUGCCCACUGCCACCCUGCCAAGGUGCAUGUAGGGUCCCCGGGGGGUGAGAGGCUCCGCUGCCAGUCUUAUGAGGGAGCCCAUAGCCAGCCCAGGGCCGGGACGGGAUGCCCGAAGAAUGAAGUAACCGUGAUGGAGCCGGUAUCAGCCCCGGGCUCCAGACUCCGAGCAGCCGCGUCCAGAGGGAGAUCGCUCUUUGUUUGGAUAAUUCUAUAUAUUUCCUGUUGCCUGGAUAUUUCUCAGGGAGCAGCUGAAGAUGUGGACGUUCUUCAGAAGCUGGGCCUCAUGGGAAGCAAGCCAUCCAGCCGCCCAGUUCCCGAAGGGGUCAUACCAUUUAAAUCGGGAUUCAUUUUGACGCAGAGAGCGCGUGUAGAAGCCCCCGUUCAUGCAGUCAUCCCGCCUAGCUUAGGAACGGAUUUCACUUUGGUGCUGAGCCUGUGCUCUCACCGCAUUAACAAUGCAUUCUUAUUCGCGGUCCGAAGCAAAAAGAAAAAACUUGAGCUCGGGUUGCAGUUCAUCCCGGGCAAAAUUAUAGUUUAUGUGGGUCACAAGCAGUCUGUAUAUUUUGAUUACAAUGUCCACGAUGGCCAGUGGCACAAUAUGGCCAUUGAUAUUCAAGGCCAAAAAGUGACUCUGUAUACUUCUUGUGGGAAGCAAAGAGUAAAUGCCAGUUUGCCUAUAAAGAAAGAUAACACAUUGGAUCCUAAUGGGGUUUUCAUGCUGGGAAAACUUAACCAGCAGACGAUACAAUUUGAAGGUGCUGUUUGCCAGUUUGAUAUUUAUCCUCCCGCCAAGGCAGCUCAUAAUUACUGUAAAUAUCUUAAGAAGCAGUGCAGGCAAGUGGAUACCUACCGGCCGAAUCUGCCACCUAUUAUUCCACUGCUACCCCAAGAAGCCAGUAGGUCUCUCAGCACAGAGAUCAUUUUAAAAUCUCUAGGCAAUCUUACCACAGCUUCCCCUCAGUCAGUCAAAACAAACUUAACAACCAACAGCAAAGCCAGGACUCCUUCUGUGAAGUUAACUACCAAAGCCCCAGCCUUGCCUUCCGUGACAUCUCCAGCCCCUCACAGAACUCAGCUCUUAUCAAGUGUCUCAACCAGGACUUCCACCAUCGCACUCAGGAUAUCUCCAGCCUCUGCCAUUUCACUGGGACAGCCUCGAUCUCACGUCACUCAACAUGGUGCCCUUCCCAGCCAGAACAGCACAAAGAAGCCACAGCCAGAGAAAGUGACGAAGAAAGCCGUCUACCAAAAAACAACCAUCAAGCCUCUAGUAAGUUCUCAUUCUUCCAAGCAGGUUAAAAAGAGCAUGGGAAGCCCAAGGAGUACAAACACCACCACUCCGAAGAAAACGCCUGAGAAAAGGACUAGUGCUCCAUCCCAGAAGAUCCACACUGUCAUGAACCUCAAUGUCCAACCAACCACAUCCUCAGUCUUCUAUACAAAACCAGCCUCCGGGGUCAUUUAUUCUUCCACAUCGACCAUUGCCAGCCUGCCAUUUACUCACGAUUACCUUUGGCUUGACCCAACUGCUUUUCCUUAUUUGAUGGGACCUCCUGGACCUAAAGGCGAUCAAGGUGCCCCUGGCUUACUCGGUCCUGCAGGACUUCCUGGACCACCUGGGAAAAGAGGCCCUCGGGGUCCCCCUGGCCCCCACGGAAACCCUGGCCCACCUGGAUAUUCUGGACCAAAGGGUCAAAAGGGAGAUCCUGGCAUCUCUCCAGGAAAAGCUCUAUAUGGAUUAAAGGGAGACCCUGGUUUGGCUGGUCUGACAGGCCUUCCUGGGCCUCUUGGUCGAAAGGGACAAAAGGGUCAUCCCGGACCCCAAGGUCAUCCUGGUGAACCGGGAGAGCAUGGACCGGAUGGCAGCCCGGGGGCCAAAGGUUAUCCUGGCAGGCAGGGAUUACCGGGACCAAUAGGAGUUCCAGGACCAAAGGGAAGCCGGGGCUAUAUUGGCCCUCCGGGAUUAUUUGGCCUGCCUGGAGCUGAUGGAGAACGCGGUUUGCCUGGAGUUCCUGGGAAGAGGGGCACGAUGGGUAGGCCGGGAUUCCCUGGCGAUUUUGGGGAAAGGGGUCCCCCAGGACUUGAUGGAAACCCUGGUGAACUGGGUCCCCCAGGUCCUCCCGGAGUCCCUGGAUUCAUUGGUGACAUGGGCACUGUUGGCGUCAUAGGCUUCAUGGGACCUAAAGGUUUGAAGGGACUUCCGGGGAACCCAGGAGAAUCUGGACUGAAAGGUGAUAAGGGCAUUCAGGGACUCCCAGGGAUACCCGGAGAAGUCGGAUUUCAAGGUGAUAAGGGUAGCCAGGGUCUACCAGGCCCACCAGGAUCUCGUGGGAAGACAGGACCUGUGGGUAAACCAGGGGAUAAAGGUUUGGUCGGCUUACCAGGUCCACCAGGUCCGGAGGGUUUUCCAGGAGACAUUGGGCCACCAGGACAAAACGGGCCAGAAGGCUUGAAGGGAAAGCCAGGAGCAAGAGGAUUCCCAGGGCCCAGAGGACAGCCUGGGCUUGACGGAGAAGAGGGACCAAUUGGGCCACCAGGACCUCCUGGCCUGGAGGGCUAUCCAGGCCGAAAGGGGUUUCCUGGUAUUCCUGGAGCAGAAGGACCAAAGGGUGAGCCAGGAAACACAGGAAGAGCUGGGAAGAUCGGCGAACAGGGUCCUCCAGGAUUUAUUGGUCCAGUAGGGGAGCCAGGAAUUCCGGGUGAGAAGGGUGACCGUGGCAGUAUUGGGGCUCCAGGUCCGCCAGGAGAAAAGGGAUCGACGGGUCAUACUGGCAAUCCAGGGCCUCCGGGUCCUCCAGGUCCACCUGGGCCUCCGGGUUCGCCUGGAUCUCGUGGCGCUCUAGGGGUACGGGGUCCAAAAGGUCGAAGGGGUGCCAGAGGCCCUGAUGGACCAACGGGAGGACCUGGGCACCCAGGUACCAAGGGACCUCUUGGAGUGCAGGGCAAGGAAGGACUGGUUGGUCAACAGGGCAAGUUGGGAGAAAGAGGACCUGUUGGCCCACGUGGUUUUCUAGGAAUUCCAGGACCAUCCGGCUCUACUGGAGAAAAAGGAAUUCCAGGGAAUCCAGGGCCUCCUGGACCUGCAGGAUCUGUUGGGGCUAUGGGAGAAAUUGGACAUAAGGGACCUCCGGGGGCAAAGGGAGAACCGGGACCACCAGGUGAACCAGGAAUGAAGGGAGAUAUCGGACCGUUGGGGAUUCCAGGAGAACAAGGACUGAUAGGCCAAAGAGGGGAAACAGGCCUGGAGGGGGACAGCGGUAUGAUGGGCCCUGAUGGAAUGAAGGGGGAAAAGGGGGAACCAGGACCAGACGGGGAGAAAGGAGAAAGGGGUGCAGUUGGAUUAGUCGGAAAAGAUGGGCCCCCAGGUCUCAGUGGUCUUCCGGGCGUCAGAGGCACGGAAGGAAAACCAGGAAAACAAGGCGAGAAGGGCAAGCCAGGACGAAAGGGAAACAAAGGUUUUGAAGGGCAUCUUGGGGAGACGGGAUCUCCAGGCCAAACAGGACCCACAGGAAAUCAAGGACCAAAGGGAAGCAGAGGCACUCUUGGACCAGUGGGAUCUCCGGGCAGGAUGGGGGCACAGGGAGAACCAGGAAUACCCGGCUAUCAGGGACACGCAGGCCCCCCAGGACCCAUUGGGACUCCUGGAGUAAAAGGUGAAAAGGGAGAACAGGGGGAGGAUGGCAAGAUGGAAGGUGCACCCGGUCCCCCUGGAGACAGAGGUCCUGUCGGUGAUCGUGGAGAUAGAGGGGAGUCGGGAGAUCCUGGAUAUCCUGGCCAAGAAGGACCAGAGGGCCACAGAGGAAAAGCAGGGCAGCAAGGUUUACCGGGUCAUCCUGGAUCACCUGGUUUUCAGGGCUUAAAGGGAUCCAGAGGCACUGUGGGAACAAGGGGCAAGCCAGGAAAACCAGGGGAACCCGGAGCUCGAGGACCGCCUGGAGCUGUAGGAUUGACUGGUCCUAGGGGAGUGGUAGGAAGACAAGGCCAAGAGGGUCCUCCUGGACCAGAGGGAAUACCAGGGAAAGAUGGCACUGUGGGGAUACAGGGAGAACAAGGAGAUGAUGGGGAAAUUGGCUCUGAUGGCUUGCCUGGAAAGCGAGGAAACACUGGCGUGCCUGGUUUACCCGGGGCUCAGGGACCCAUAGGACUCAGGGGAGAAAGGGGACUACCCGGAGAAGUUGGUGUACCUGGAAACCGUGGCAAUGAAGGCGGCAUGGGAUUUCCAGGAGCCAAAGGAGAGCCGGGAACAAAAGGCCAACCGGGGGACCCUGGAGAGACUGGAUUCCCCGGCAUAGCUGGCCUGUUUGGACCAAAGGGACCUCCGGGUGACAUUGGAUAUAAGGGCAUUCAGGGACCGAAAGGACCUCCUGGCUUAAUGGGUAAUGAGGGAGUCAUAGGACCAAAGGGAAUUGUAGGACCCACAGGAAACCCAGGGCCAAUUGGAGAAAGGGGAACACAAGGCGACCUGGGACUACCUGGGCCUAGGGGCCCUCCUGGUCCUCGUGGAAAGCCUGGGCCUCCUGGACCACCAGGGUUUCUGGAAGCAUUUAAGACAGAAGACAUUAGUGAAAGUUACCAAGCCCUUAUGGACUCCAAUGGACCGUCCUAUCGGAGUACUGACUUUAUGCUGGUGGACCACGGGGGAGAAAUUUUCAAGACUCUUCACUACCUCAGUAGCCUCAUCCAAAGUAUAAAGAACCCGCUGGGCACAAGAGACAAUCCUGCCCGCGUUUGCCGUGAUCUGAUGAAUUGCCAACAAAAGAUGGGAGAUGGCACUUACUGGAUUGACCCUAAUGUUGGCUGUUCUUCUGAUACAAUUGAGGUCACCUGUAACUUCACACAAGGUGGUUACACAUGUCUGAGACCUAUAACUACAUCCAAGUUGGUUUUCGAUGUUGGCCGGGUUCAAAUGAAUUUUCUUCACCUCCUGAGUUCAGAAGCAGUACAGCACAUAACUAUCCACUGCCUUAACGUCCCUGUGUGGGGAAUCGCCUCAGACAAAGUCUCCCCAAAACCCUUGCGCUUCAAGGCUUGGAAUGGACAGAUAUUUGAGGCGGGAGGCCAGUUUCAGCCAGAGGUCAUGCUGGAUGACUGCAGGUUACAAGACGGGCAUUGGCAUCAAACGAUCUUCACGUUUCGGACACAGGACCCAACUCAGUUACCGAUCAUUGACGUAUUAAACCUCCCUCCAUCCAAACCUGGGAAGAACCUUCACUUAGAAGUGGGGAGUGUCUGCUUCUUGUGAACGCCUACUCUGGUUCCUGCAUCCACCUAACGUCUUGAACCCUAAAAUGACCAGUUAUACUGAAUGGAUGAAGGCUGCCGAGUGACUCGCAAAUAUUAGUAGAGCUAAUCAUGUUAUCCUGGACCCCAAUCCAUUGUGCUGCAGAGGAACUUAGACUUGGGGGUUCCCAUCAUGCCCCACUCCCCCCCCAUAUCAAAGGAAUCUUCAGGGACAGGAAACAGAAUAAUCAUUCUCCAGACUAGCUAACACCCACAGGAAAAGCGUGUUAGCCAAAGAAAUGAGGAAAGAUAAUGAGGUCCACCAGUCACGUGCUUGAGCGAUUACACGCAACAAGCCAAAAACACUCUUCAGUCUGUCAUUAUCCUCCCUUUCUGCCGGGGAGCUGGUAACAGAGAAGAAUUUGGGGUAACCUAGGCAGAACGCAUUGUGAAGUGCAAUAUAAGAAAAAAAAUAUGUAAAAGUAAUAUAUUAUUUAAUGCGAUUAAGAGUAGCUUCUCCCCCCUCCCUCAUCUUUCCUGUGAAGGAACAAGAAAACCAAAGUUGUACUUCUUACACAGAGGCGUGACUGAUACAACAACGUGAGAAAAAGGCGACCGGUGCUAUUCCCCUCCCCCACUGUGAAAAUCUCUGGUGCAUUGAAGCUUGUUUUAUUUUUUUUUUAAAAGCUAUUUAAAAGUUUCUGAAGGUGCUGAUGACUUCCCACACACAUUUGUGGGAGGACACCUGGCUUGUAUUAUUUUAUUUUAAUAGGAGGAAGCUAUGGUUGCUUCCUUAUGUACAGCCCUCUUCACCCCUGAGAGACAUUUUCUGGAAAAUUUAUGUAGGAACUGUCUGAUCUCUUGGAAUAUGCUAUAUAUUACAGGAAUUUAGUCUUUUCUAGCGAGACUGGCACUGCAAAUGUUUACUUACCAUCGUAUUCGCACUGAAUUUUUGUGAUUUUUCUUAGGGGCACGCCAACUAGGCCCCAUUCUGUCAUUUUGUAGAUCCUGAAAAUGAAGUUUACAUUUAAUUGAAUUUAUAAAAAAACAUUUGUCUGAGUAAUAGCUCAACUAUCCAGAACAAAAAAUAGAAUUCCAAACAACUUUUAACAAUUUUUAAUUGGCAAGAAACAAAGAAAUGUUUAAAGCACUAUCGUCCUUGACUUUUAAACUUGUUGUAUCCUGGUAAUCUAAACCCUGCAGUGUGCGACUAAAGAGAUUCAGGCAUGAAGGGGUAAAAAAAAUAAUAAUAAAAUGAAGAUAAAUUAAGAAAAAAAUUAAUUUAAAUUAAUCUGUUUAUAUAUUUUAAGGGAAUAUUUUUGUAGGCUUGUGUUCUGAUGAAAUUUGUACCAAAGUCAUUUUUAUUCAUAGAUAUCUUUGUAGAUUUUCAUUUUUUUCACUGCUUGGUUGUAUAAAUUGCUUUUACAGAGCUGUAUGUUUUUUUUUUGUUGUUGUUGUUUUUGGCCGAUUGCUGCUGUUGCCUGUGCAUUUUGCUGCCUGCCUGCUUUUUUCACACCAGAAAUGGAAAAAAAAAAUCAUAUUUUAAUUUAAAUGCAUCUUGAUCCCAGUCCUGGAUUUUAUUUCCCAUGUCUGUCACAUUUCUCUUUGCUUUGUUAAAAGAGAAUUAAUGUUGCUUUUAAAACCCAACUGGCUUUGGAGUAAAAUUCUGUAGAGAUUUUAGUUUCUAUGUGUAAAUUUGGAGCUAAAGAGAAUUAUGUUACCUGUUGUGUUCUAUAUUAUAUAUUGUAAUCUAGGUUGUACUGUACUGAGAAUACCAUGUUCUAUGUUUAGAAAGGUCUAUUGGGUAUGUUUUUUUUCUUGUAAAUGUCAGUUUUGUUUUAUGCUUUUUUUUUGUUUUGGGGGGGGGUUCUGUUGUCAUAUUCCACCAACAAAUUCCAAGAAGGCAAGUUUCUUCCAAAUACCUCAACAUGUGACUUUGGGGCUUUUUCUUUCUUUCCUUCCUGCUCCAUUAUAUGUUGUGUCAUUGCACACUUGCAUCCUUCAUCCUUGCCAUUAUUUCUCUUUCUUUGCCUCACAGACUUCCUGUCUGCCCCAUGUCAUUAAUCUGUUUCAGGGUGUUGGAAUCUCUAUUCACAUUCGUUUUGUUUAAAUAAAACAAAAAAAAAAUAUUUCAGAA
Molecule: messenger RNA, 7507 nt
Organism: Rana temporaria (common frog)
Lineage: Eukaryota; Metazoa; Chordata; Amphibia; Anura; Ranidae
Gene: COL27A1
Product: collagen type XXVII alpha 1 chain
Exons: 61
Coding region: 281-5392 (1703 amino acids)
Molecular function (GO): extracellular matrix structural constituent
Source: RefSeq, a predicted model, not a curated record